Messenger RNA from Talaromyces rugulosus, 864 nucleotides. RefSeq lists its product as uncharacterized. Gene Ontology annotation, biological process: vacuolar proton-transporting V-type ATPase complex assembly. Bases 1 to 864 code for a protein of 287 amino acids. The record is from RefSeq and is a predicted model, not a curated record. Lineage: Eukaryota; Fungi; Ascomycota; Eurotiomycetes; Eurotiales; Trichocomaceae. The transcript has 2 exons. Gene Ontology annotation, cellular component: endomembrane system.
AUGGUCCUCCUCAUAACAACACCCACCAUCGUCGCCGCCCUACACGCCCUCUCGCCCUUUGCGCGCGACCAGCUGAAUCUCGCGCAGACACCGCCGGAAAUCGGGGCGCCUAUAUCACACGACGAGGUAGUCUCGCUGGCGCGCGCAUUCGCCUCUCCCCAGCAGGACGAGAAUGAUAUAAAAGAAAAAGUAAAAGAAAAUGGAGGCAAGCGGUAUACAUUGAACGAGCUGUUGCGCGGGUCGGAUGUGUACACGCCACCGGCUGCGAAAAAGGCUGAGCCAACCCCCGAAUACCUCGCACUCAAAAAGCGUCUCCAAGCACUCGCCGAAGAACAAGCGUACAACCAACUCAUCGCACCUUCCUCCUCAUACAAUUCAUACAAGCCCUCUCCAAUUUUCACAUCGCAAGAAGAAGCCGAAUCGACAGCCGACAACGACCCGCUCAGUCCAUCCUUUGUCCUCAACGUGUUUUUAUCCAUCUUACUCUGCGGCUUUGCCACCUUUUGGGCACUGAAGAAUUUCCAAACCCCUGCUUUCAUGACUCUGGGUACAAAACAAAAACCUGUCGCUGGAAGUGCGGCGCACUCGGAGCCUGUGUUUGUGCUGAUUUCCAUGUUUGUUGGACUGCUGGUGGGUGUUGCUGAGGUCGUUGUUUAUGCGGCGUAUUUAAGAAAAGUUGCGCAGGCGAAAGCCAAAGAGAAGAGCUUUAAGGAGAGGAAGGAUGUUGUCAAGGAUGAUGCUUCUUCCUCGGAUGAUACAGCAGCAGCACCAGCACAGGUAGAUCAGACAAAAGAGGAGAUAUGGGGGAAGGGGGUUAAUGGAGGCGUGCGCAGAAGGGUGAGGGAGCGGUGGGAGCAGACGUAA